Molecule: messenger RNA, 408 nt
Organism: Durusdinium trenchii
Lineage: Eukaryota; Dinophyceae; Suessiales; Symbiodiniaceae
Source: the annotation of a GenBank genome assembly
AUGGCACAUCGAAGGCGGGGACACCGUGGCAGCCAACUUCUCCUCGGCCUGGUCGGCGUCUUUGGCGCGAUGCGGCUGAUGGCGGAGAGGAUGGAGGUCGGCUUUGCGGGUUGGAAUAUUGUGGAUCAGAUGGGUCUUGGUCCUGGAGCGCUCCCGAGGCUGAGAAGGACGGGCGGUUCGCUGGUGCCACAUGCCGCCACGGCAAAGGCUGUUGCAGUGAGACUCUCGCAAGCAGUAGGCCCGGAAGGCCGCGACGCGGCCUUCAUGGAGCGUUUGCGCUGCCUGGCACGGGAGGCGCUCAGCUGGAGCUGGCUCACUCCGCAGCAACGGCUGGUGUGGGCUGCGGCCAUCGAGCUGGAUGCGGUACCUUUGCAGGAGCUUCCACCGUGGUUCUGGGAGCGGCAGAAC